Ambispora leptoticha is the source of this 1220-nucleotide messenger RNA. The record is from the annotation of a GenBank genome assembly. Lineage: Eukaryota; Fungi; Glomeromycota; Glomeromycetes; Archaeosporales; Ambisporaceae.
AUUCAUUCACUACCGCUAUUCAAGUCUUCGAAUAUUACAUUUCUCAUCAUUUGGGUAAAGGUUUCGAAUCAGUAUUCGGUGGUGUUACAUGUUUACCAGGUUGUUUCUGUAUGUAUCGAUUAAAAGCACGGAAAGGUGACGAUGACUGGGUACCAAUUAUCACUAAACCUGAAAUUGUACAAGAAUAUUCACAAAAUACCGUCGACACAUUACAUCAAAAGAAUUUGUUAUUGCUCGGUGAAGAUCGAUUCUUGACUACUCUCAUGUUACGUAACUUCCCACACCGUAAAAUGAUGUUCUGCCCACAAGCCGUCUGUAAAACAAUUGUACCUGAUGAAUUCAAGGUCUUACUUUCACAACGUCGUCGAUGGAUUAAUUCUACAAUUCACAAUUUGAUGGAACUGGUUCUUGUCCGUAAUCUCUGCGGAACAUUCUGUUUCUCUAUGCAAUUCGUUAUUUUCAUGGAGUUGAUUGGUACCGUUGUAUUGCCGGUCGCUAUCAUGUUGACCUAUUCAUUGAUUAUCAAUAUGAUAAUACAUCCACCACACAGUUUCUCUGAUGCUAUUCCAUUGCUUAUGUUGGGUAUGGUGCUCGGUCUACCCGCUAUUCUCAUUCUCAUCACCACACGCAAGAUCGUAUAUAUCGCAUGGAUGUCUAUUUACUUGUUAGCGUUGCCAAUCUGGAAUUUCGUUCUUCCCACUUAUGCUUACUGGCAUUUCGACGAUUUCUCAUGGGGUGAAACCAGAAAAGUUGAAGGUGAAGCUAAAGGUGACGAUCACGGUAAAAAAGAUGGUACUUUUGACGCAGCCGCAGUUCCAUUUAAACGCUGGGAAGACUGGGAACGUACUCGUCUUCGAAGAGCAAAACGUGACGAACGUCAACGAACAAAACAGCAAACGGGUCCAGCACACCUCACACAUGCUAAUAUUUCCGGAGAAGAUGAUGCAAAUAAAGGACUGAUCGCCGGUAAUCAAGGAUACGAUGAUAAUAAUAAUUAUUAUGCCGAAACAUCGUCAAUUAAUUCUGCUGUUUCUCAAGAUAUCGGACCACCACAACAAUACUAUGAUUACAACGCUGGUGGUACCACUCCCGGUGCGCAAAUACCAUCUGGAUACCCACCACAACACUACGACCAAUAUCAACAACGGCCACCACAAGAUCAAUAUGGUGCUCAAUACGGUGGUGGACAACAAGGCUAUUAUCAAGGAGGAAACUAUUAA